Messenger RNA from Ziziphus jujuba (common jujube), 2017 nucleotides. RefSeq names its product importin subunit alpha-1. Gene Ontology annotation, cellular component: cytoplasm; nucleus. The transcript has 10 exons. The record is from RefSeq and is a predicted model, not a curated record. Bases 178 to 1782 code for a protein of 534 amino acids. Gene Ontology annotation, biological process: NLS-bearing protein import into nucleus. Gene Ontology annotation, molecular function: nuclear import signal receptor activity; protein binding. Lineage: Eukaryota; Viridiplantae; Streptophyta; Magnoliopsida; Rosales; Rhamnaceae.
UACAGCCGCGCAUAAAUUCCCAAGCCCUCUCUCUCUCUGCCGCUGUGCUUACUCGGCCUUCCUUUUCUUGCUUUCUUUUCUUUCAUUCUUUCUCAAGCGGUCUCAGAGCCUCCAUUUGUUUUCUAGCUCUCUCUGUUCCCGUUGAGCGGCGAUUUGCGGUCUUGAUUUACAGCAACCAUGUCUCUGAGGCCGAGCGCCAGAACGGAGGUUCGGCGGAACCGGUACAAGGUGGCGGUGGAUGCCGAAGAAGGUCGUCGUCGUCGGGAGGACAACAUGAUCGAGAUCCGGAAGAAUCGUAGAGAAGAGAGCUUGCAGAAGAAGCGUCGAGAAGGCCUUCAUGCAGACCAACUCCUCUUAUCAUUCAUCGAUGCUGCCAUCAACUCUUCAGCCUCCGAAUCAAAGUUAGAAAGUCUUCCGGCUAUGAUUGCUGGCGUUUGGUCGGAGGAUAGGACCUUGCAGCUUGAGGCAACCACUCAUUUCCGAAAGCUGCUAUCAUUAGAACGCAAUCCUCCAAUCGAUGAAGUUAUACAAUCUGGCGUCGUACCUCAAUUUGUGAAGUUUCUUGCAAGGGAGGAUUUCCCACAGCUUCAGUUUGAGGCUGCUUGGGCUCUCACAAAUAUUGCUUCUGGGACAUCAGAGAACACAGGGGUUGUUAUUGAUCAUGGAGCUGUCCCAAUUUUUGUUAAGCUUCUGAGCUCUCCCAUUGAAGAUGUCCGUGAACAGGCUGUUUGGGCAUUAGGAAACAUUGCUGGUGACUCAACUAACUGUCGUGAUCUUGUCCUUGGCCGUGGGGCUUUAAUUCCACUGCUUUCUCAGUUACAUGAAAAUGCAAAGCCUUCUAUGUUGAGAAAUGCAACAUGGACAUUGUCAAACUUCUGCAGGGGAAAGCCACAGCCUUCCUUCGAGCAGACAAAGCCAGCCCUUCCAGUCCUUGGGAAACUUAUACACUCAAAUGAUGAGGAAGUGCUUACAGAUGCUUGCUGGGCACUUUCAUAUCUUUCAGAUGGUGACAAUGAUAAAAUUCAAGCUGUUAUUGAUGCAGGUGUCUGUCCCCGUCUUGUGGAACUUUUACUCCAUCAAUCUCCAACCUUGCUCAUUCCUGCCCUUCGCGCAGUUGGAAAUAUUGUUACAGGGGAUGAUAUGCAAACUCAGUGUUUAAUAAAUCUUCAAAUACUUCCAUGCCUUCGGAACCUGUUGACACAUAAUCAUAAGAGGAACAUCAAGAAGGAAGCCUGUUGGGCAAUCUCAAACAUCACAGCUGGAAAUAAAAAUCAGAUACAGGCUGUAAUCGAGGCUGGUAUUGUUGCCCCAGUUAUCAAUCUUCUUCAAAGUGCUGAAUUUGAGAUCAAGAAAGAAGCUGCUUGGACAAUUUCAAAUGCAACAUCUGGUGGCACACAUGAACAGAUCAAGUACUUGGUGAACCAGGGGUGUAUCAAGCCACUGUGUGAUCUCCUUGCGUGUCCUGACCCGAGAACUGUCAGUGUCUGCUUGGAAGGACUUGACAACAUUUUGAAGGUUGGGGAAUCUGAGAAGAAUCUGGGUAACUCAGGAGAUGCGAAUUUGUAUGCCCAGUUGAUGGAUGAUGCUGAUGGGUUGGAAAAGAUCGAAAAUCUUCAGCGUCAUGACAAUAAUGAGAUAUACGAGAAGGCAGUGAAGAUCCUUGAGUCAUAUUGGGUGGACGAAGAUGAUGAGCCAUUGCGCCCUGGCGAUACUUCCAAUUCUGGUUUCAGCUUUGGAGCAAAUGAACUCCGUGUCCCUUCUGGUGGAUUCAACUUCCGUUGAAUACUUGACGGUGUGAACCCUCAACACUUAUCUGUGGGAAUUUUUCUUUUUUUCUUUUUUCUUUUUCUUUUGUUAAGUAGACAAUCAGAAAGUUCUAGCAAAAGCAUCACUUUCUUAUCACAAUGAUAUGAAUUAGAAUCUUCCUAGAUAGACAAUAAUGAUAGUAAAGCAAUGUAUCAGUCAAAACUGUUAUUAAAUAAUUUCUAUCAAAAAAAAAAAGAGUGUUAUUAAAUGA